Messenger RNA from Lactuca sativa (garden lettuce), 597 nucleotides. Its product is annotated as dehydrin family protein. The record is from RefSeq and is a predicted model, not a curated record. Gene Ontology annotation, molecular function: metal ion binding. Lineage: Eukaryota; Viridiplantae; Streptophyta; Magnoliopsida; Asterales; Asteraceae.
GUAAUAGCUCAAACCAUCUUCUUACACAAAUCAAGUUAAAUCAACUCCUGUGAAAAGCGAUCAGAAUGGCUGGAAUCAUGGGCAAGAUCGGAGACGCACUCCACAUCGGAGGCGAUAAGAAGGACGAGAACAAGAAGCACGAGGGUGAAUAUUCGUCUGACCACAAGAAGCAGGAAGGCGACUAUAAGUCUGACCACAAGCCGGAGAAAAAGGAAGGGAUCGUUGAUAAGAUCAAGGACAAGAUCACCGGAGAUGGCGGAAGCAAGGUAGACAGCGGCGAAGGUCAUGAGAAGAAGAAGAAGAAGGACAAGAAGAAGAAGAAGGAAGGCGACCACCACGACGGUGGCAGCAGCAGCAGCAGCGACAGCGAUUAGAUCACUAUGAUCGCUCAUCCUCUUCGAUCUCGAAUCGAGGAGGAUGGAGUCAUGUAGAAAGUGCUUUUUCUAGUGUGCUUUUUCGUUGUUGAAAUAAAAUGUAAUAAAAAUACUAGAAUUAGGAAAAAAAAAAAAAUUCAGUCCUUGGAUUGUUGCUUGGUCUAUGAUCUAUGGGUGUAAUUGCUACUAAAAGAUGGAAUGAAGUUUUAACAGUUUGCGUUUA